AUGUCGUUAGCGGGUAGGAGGAAUGCGACGGGUGCUUUCCAAUCAAUUCCGAUUGUCCCAACAUCUGACGAGCACCUAGCCAGCGCCCUGAAGCGCGCCGGCCGCAUUGGACCCAAUACCAAGCUCAAGAAUGAGGCCGCGCGAGCGCGAAACAAAACUGCUCGCCAGAUGGAUGAGCUUGUGAAGGCCAUCAGCACGCCGCUGGGUGCCUGUGUCAAGGGAUUCCCAGCUGCUGAGCGGCUGCACCCCUUUGAGAGAGCACUGCUGGAUCUGACAAUCGGCUUGGAGCUGUAUGAGAAACGGCUGGCGCGCUUGACCAGCCUGCGCCAGUCUGCUGUCCAGGUGGGGAAGGCGUACGCGGCCAGGGCAGGCAAGGCUGCCAACAAGAAGGAGGCAGAAGCGCUGGGGGUGGAGGGGUUUGAGAAUGUGGCGGCCGUGUACAAGAAGGGCGCCACAGCGGUGGACGGCCUCAAAGACAUGGCGAAACAGCUGCGCAGGCUGCCUGUCGUGGACCUCAUGCUGCCCACAGUUGCACUGGUGGGGGCGCCAAAUGUGGGCAAGUCUUCGCUGGUGCAGAUUCUGUCGUCGGGGCAGCCCGAGAUAUGCGACUACCCCUUCACCACGCGCAGCAUCAAAAUGGGGCACUUCUAUGUGGACGGCCGCCGCCACCAGGUGACGGACACGCCAGGGCUGCUGAACAGGGCAGAGGAGGAUCGCAACGCGAUGGAGCGGCUGACGGUGUCGUGCAUGGCCUUCCUGCCCACCUCAGUGCUGUUCGUCAUUGACCUGACGGGGCAGUGCGGCACCAGCCCGGCCACGCAGUGGCAGAUCCGGGCCGACCUGAGAGCGCGCUUCCCCAACAAGCCCUGGCUGGACGUUUUUACCAAGCAGGACCUGCUGCAGGACGUGCACGCGCAGGCGCAGGGGGCUGCAGCAACAGAGCAGCCGCAAACGCUUGGCGCGACUGGCUCUGCUGUUGACAGCGAUGCCGGUGCUGGCAAUGAGUUGCUUGAAGAAGGGGAGGGCGGGUCGCAGGUGGUAGCCGAUCUGGAGAGUCAUGAAAGGGUCAGGAAUGCAGACAGAGAGGCGUCCAGUCUGAUGGAGGCAUCAGAAACAGCGGCAAAGUUCAGCUGGAAUGACAGAGGCAAGCAGGGCCUUGAUGCCCCUACCAUUGCUGCAGCACUGUCUCAGGCAAUCUGGGUCUCUUCUGUGACAGAGAGCGGUCUGGACGACCUCAGAAGCGCUGUCUUGAGAAUGCUCCAGGAACAAAACAAGCAGGAGCCCGACUACCCUGAAGGUGUAUGA
This is a messenger RNA of Coccomyxa subellipsoidea C-169, 1305 nucleotides long. Its product is annotated as P-loop containing nucleoside triphosphate hydrolase protein. Gene Ontology annotation, cellular component: nucleolus. The transcript is spliced from 7 exons. The record is from RefSeq and is a predicted model, not a curated record. Gene Ontology annotation, molecular function: RNA binding; GTPase activity; GTP binding. The coding region runs from base 1 to 1305 and encodes 434 amino acids. Lineage: Eukaryota; Viridiplantae; Chlorophyta; Trebouxiophyceae; Coccomyxaceae. Gene Ontology annotation, biological process: ribosomal large subunit biogenesis.